GAGAGGCUCUGGGAGGGAUUCCUCAGCCCUGGGGGUGAGAAAGGAGCAGGAAAUGCUGGUGGUCCUGCCCUGCACGUGGGAUUGUUUUCUUCCUCCAUCAGACCCGUGUGAGAGCUAUGUUCUCAAACAACGAUGAAGCUGCAAUCAACAAAAAACUGCCCAAAGAGCUGCUGCUUCGAAUUUUCUCUUUCCUGGAUGUGGUCACUCUGUGUCGUUGUGCUCAAGUUUCCAGGGCAUGGAAUGUUCUGGCCCUGGAUGGCAGUAACUGGCAGCGAAUUGACCUGUUUGAUUUCCAGAGGGAUAUUGAGGGCCGAGUGGUGGAGAACAUCUCCAAGAGAUGUGGGGGAUUCCUGAGGAAGCUGAGCCUGCGGGGCUGCCAGGGAGUGGGGGACAACGCCUUAAGGACCUUUGCCCAGAACUGCAGGAACAUCGAAGUGUUGAACCUCAAUGGUUGUACCAAGAUCACGGACGCCACCUGCACCAGCCUCAGCAAGUUCUGCUCCAAACUCAGGCACCUGGAUUUGGCUUCUUGCACCUCCAUCACCAACCUGUCCCUGAAAGCACUCAGCGAGGGAUGCCCGCUGCUGGAACAGCUCAUCAUCUCCUGGUGUGACCAAGUGACCAAGGACGGGAUCCAGGCGCUGGUGCGGGGCUGCGGGGGGCUCCGGGCCCUGUCCCUCAAGGGCUGCACCCAGCUGGAGGACGAGGCCCUCAAGUUCAUUGGUGCCCACUGUCCUGAGCUGGUGACCCUGAACCUGCAGACCUGCCUGCAAAUCACAGAUGAUGGGCUCAUCACCAUCUGCAGGGGCUGCCACAAGCUGCAGUCCCUGUGUGCUUCUGGCUGCUCCAACAUCACCGACGCCAUCCUCAACGCCCUGGGACAGAACUGCCCGCGCCUCCGAAUAUUGGAGGUGGCGAGGUGUUCCCAGCUGACCGACGUGGGCUUCACCACCCUGGCCAGGAAUUGCCAUGAGCUUGAAAAAAUGGAUCUGGAAGAGUGUGUCCAGAUUACAGACAGCACACUAAUCCAGCUUUCCAUACACUGUCCACGGCUGCAGGUCCUGAGUUUAUCCCACUGCGAGCUGAUCACGGACGACGGGAUCCGUCACCUGGGCAACGGCGCCUGCGCCCACGACCGGCUGGAGGUGAUCGAGCUGGACAACUGCCCCCUGAUCACCGACGCCUCCCUGGAGCACCUCAAGAGCUGCCACAGCCUCGAGAGGAUAGAACUGUACGACUGCCAGCAGAUCACGCGGGCCGGGAUCAAGAGACUCAGGACCCACCUGCCCAACAUCAAAGUCCACGCCUACUUCGCCCCGGUGACCCCCCCGCCCUCGGUGGGCGGCAGCCGACAGCGCUUCUGCAGAUGCUGCAUCAUCCUAUGACACUGGAGCCUCCUCCCGGCCAGCUGGGGCUGGAACCACGCCUGGGAAUUCCCCAGAUCUCCAGAACCUUGGAGGAAAAGCGCCCCCAGUGUCAUUUGCCAGGGCCAGUGAGCAGGGCUGGGCUGCCCCGCGGCCCCCCACACACCCCCUGUGAUCCCGGCGGGAUGAGGGACUGGGGAUGGAGCUGCAGCUGGGCCUGGCUUGGCCUGAUCCUGACCCAUUCCUGCUGGGAAUCCCUGGGAAUAGCCCUGGCAAGGAGGGGAGGGCUCCCAGCCUGCAGGGACUGAUGCUGCUGGUGAGGUUGGAAAAGGAACUGUGAGAUCCUUGAAGUGGGGAGAGGGGAGAGGAGAGGAACACGUGCAGAGGGAAAAACCCCAACAAAACCUGGAAACCCCAACAAACCUGAGAACCCCAACAAAACCUGGAAACCCCAACAAACCUGAAAGCUCAAACAAAACCUGAAAAUCCCAACAAACCUGAAAACCCCAACAAAACCUGGAAACCACAACAAACCUGAAAGUCCCAACAAAACCUGAGAACCCCAACAAGUUCCAUGUCUGUUUGUCAGUGAGGAAAUGAAACAGCAGCUGCUGAGCCAGGAUUUCCCUCUGGGAUCCAGAAUUUCCCUGGGAUCCAGGAUUUCCCUCUGGGAUCCAGAAUUUCCCCUGGGAUCCAGGAUUUCCCUCUGGGAUCCAGGAUUUCCCUGGGAUCCAGGUUUCCCCUGUGCUCCCUGCUCCCACCUGAGCACGCUCACAUGAGGGCUCAUCUUCCCUUUGUCAGAUUCUUCCCAGAUUGUUGUGACAGAGCUUGGAAUUUCUAAUUCCACAUAUUUUACCCUCCCCAAAU
Molecule: messenger RNA, 2231 nt
Organism: Camarhynchus parvulus
Lineage: Eukaryota; Metazoa; Chordata; Aves; Passeriformes; Thraupidae
Gene: FBXL20
Product: F-box and leucine rich repeat protein 20
Exons: 15
Coding region: 117-1385 (422 amino acids)
Biological process (GO): SCF-dependent proteasomal ubiquitin-dependent protein catabolic process
Cellular component (GO): SCF ubiquitin ligase complex
Molecular function (GO): protein binding
Source: RefSeq, a predicted model, not a curated record